AGCAAGAGCAAAACAGUAGACAGAAUCACAAAAUAGGAAAAUCGCGGAGGGAUUAUUGUUGAGGAUUGGGGAGUAGUUGUAGUAGAGCUCGAGGCCCAUGCCGUCGUGUCCUUGUACAGUUUCUGGAUUCUGAUCUUGUUGGCGCCGCCACCAGCUUCUUGAGGCCGCCGAUCAUCUGGUUGUAGCCGAUCACCUCAAUAACCCUAGCUAGAAUGUCUAUAAACCUGUCCCAAACUCGUCACUUAACACUUACCCAAACCCCUUCUAUUAGGAUUUGAUGAAGGCGUAUUCACAACAUAUGCACACCGCAAGGCAUCAGCUCUUUUAGACAUAUCAUCAAACACUUUCCCGGUAAUCGCUUACCAAUUCUGCAAUCCACCCACUGCCGUCGCCUCAUCUUCUACGGGCCCCAUAUCGACCACCACCUGCAGGUAUUCUACAAUCAACAUCAUCUCAAAACAAUACCAUUCUUCAUCAACUAACUGAAAUUCACCCCAAUUCCCAAAAUGUUCACUCUACGCGGGAACAAAUUUCAACGCCUCCAACCCAAUAAACCCUCCUACUACAGUAUCUUCAGUUUAACCCGAUCAAAUUCUCGCACUCCUUCGUUACCCACAUUUCAGAGUCUCUCAAAUCCAACAUUCUUGUUUCUAUUACACGGCGAACGACCUAAAAAUGCAGUCUUUUUCAGAAACCCAUCUGCUGCAUCGUAUUCUUCACGAAUCUACAAAGGCCCGAUACCAAGAACACUGAGGAGGAGAAUCAAGAAGAGAGAGAGAGCAGCAGCGAAACCCGCACUAAACGAAGCUCUUUUCCAAGCAGCUAAAUCCCAACUCCCACCGAGAUUCACCCCUGAAGAGCUACACGAUGUCAUAGCCUUACAGGAAGAUCCAUUAGUUUGUUUGGAGCUUUUCAAUUGGGCAUCCCAACAGCACAGAUUCAGGCAUAAUGUGUUGACCUAUCACGCUACGAUCAAGAAGCUCGGUGCAGCUAAAAUGUAUGAGGAGAUGGAUUAUGUCGUCAAUCAGGUGCUAGCCGUUUCUUCUAUUGCGUCUGAGCCCCUUUACAAUAGCAUGAUUUAUUACUUCACUGAAGCUAGGAAACUGGUUAGGGCUGUGAAUAUAUUCAAGCGUAUGUGUGAUUGUAGGAAGUUGGAUAGCAGGCCGACGAUAAGAACUUAUAACAUACUGUUUGGCGCGCUUCUGAGCCGUGGAAAGAAUUCUUAUAUCAAUCAUAUGUAUAUGGAGACUAUAAGAAGUUUAUUCAAACAAAUGGUGGAUGAUGGGAUUGAGCCUGAUAUUUUUUGUCUGAAUUCUAUGAUCAAAGGAUAUGUGCUUUCUCUUCAUGUCAAUGAUGCCCUUAGAAUCUUUCACCAGAUGGGCACGAUUUACGAAUGCCAGCCCAACUCAUUUUCAUACGAUUAUUUGAUUCAUGGGCUGUGUGCCCAGGGACGAACACAGAAUGCUAGAGAGAUUUGUGAGAGAAUGAAGAAGAGUGGUUUUGUGCCUCGCAGUAAAUCCUAUAACUCCCUUGUGAACUCCUUAGCCCUCGAGGGAGAAAUUGAUGAAGCUGUGAAAUUCUUGUGGGAGAUGGCUGAAAACCAGAGGUGGGCUGACAUCAUCACUUAUAGAACUGUGUCGGAUGAAAUGUCACGACAGAGAGGGACUAGAGAGGCUUUGAGGUUCUUGGACCAGCUGCAAGAAAAGAAACUUGUAGACAGGCAAACAUACCAGAAGAUUGUGUAUGAACUUGAAGAUAACACUCAUUAUGAAAGUAUAUGAUGUGUAUUCAGGUAAAAGCUAAGAAUAUGAAUGAGGUGCUGCAUCAUCGAUAUGCAAGCUGUGGACUCUUUUGAUGGUAGCAGGACUCAACUCUUAGUGGUGUACUGGAUGCUGACUUAUCUUUAUGCAGUUGGAAUAUUUGGCCGAAGUUCUGGAAGAAUGGAAGAUUACUUUGCCAAUAGAAGGCCAAUAAUAGGUAAGGGUGCUUCUGCUUUUGUCCACUCUUCCACACACUCUUCAAGAACAAUAUAUACUCGAUUGGAAUUCAUAUAUCAUCAUAGUUUCUGCACCAUAUGUGUAUAAACCGGUAUCAUUAAUAUAAAGUUUCACACAUUUUAAUGGUGCUAGACAGCCUAGACUACAGGUGAAACGCCAUCAAAUACACAAACACAGCUGCCUUUGUAGACCCCCCAAAUCUAUAGCUUAUUUGAAGCCAAUCUGAUAUCCUUGUCAAGAUUUCACCUGUUUCGUUGUAGGUUGCUUUUUAGGGGCUUUCACAAUUCAGUAUUAUUAUUUGCAACUAAGAGAAGUCAUGUUAAAAUGUAUGUCAAUAGAAAAUUGUGGUGAAUCUUAGGUCUUGUAUAAUUCUCUUAAGGGUGUGUUCCCUUUGGUUGUAAAUUUAUCAUGAGAAAAUGAGGGAUAGAUAUGU
Salvia miltiorrhiza (redroot sage) is the source of this 2430-nucleotide messenger RNA. RefSeq names its product pentatricopeptide repeat-containing protein At2g27800, mitochondrial-like. Bases 507 to 1781 code for a protein of 424 amino acids. The record is from RefSeq and is a predicted model, not a curated record. Gene Ontology annotation, molecular function: protein binding. The transcript is spliced from 2 exons. NCBI's taxonomy places the organism in Eukaryota, Viridiplantae, Streptophyta, Magnoliopsida, Lamiales, Lamiaceae.